AUUUCUGUGACGAGCUUUUAAAUUUGUGUUACUGAAAAUGCAUAAAGUCAUUGUAUCCUGCCGAAGUUUCUGUUGGACGUUUACCUACAAGUCAAUUCUCUUAAGACUGUGAAAGCGAUGCGGACAAUAAGAAUGCUUUUUACACUUUUAUAGGUAGUAUCAAGUCCUGAAGUGGAAUGUAUGUGCUGGCAAAAGAUGAAAAGGUCUAGUGCUAAGCUCCUGAGUACGCAUUUUUUUCUUGCAAGGUUCAUUCCUUUCUCAGAUGUUUGGAUAAAAGCACUGAAUUUGAGUUUUGGCACUUAUCAAAUUUGGCAUUACUUUAGUGGCAUUUUUUUAAUCUACGUCAAUCUCAAAAGACUGGACGACAGCAUACCCUUUAGUCUGCUCACAUUCUUUGCUCUGUUGCUAUUUGCCCCAAUAAAUCCUGUCUUUGAAUCACAUGGGGUUCUUUGAAGAAAAGGUAAAAUACAGAGGUCUUUAAUGAAAUAUUAUAAAUCAGGAAGAGAACAAAUCAAUCACUGCAAGAUGGUAGAAUAGAAAGAUAAUUUAUUGGAGGUUCCAGCAGAACAGCACAGAGAGGACGUUUGGAGUGAAAGGGGAAUGUGAGGACCAGAGAGAAAGAGAGAGGAGGACCUACAACAUGGUGGAUUCUGCUUUGUCGGAUGGGAGGGUGAAACAGAAAAGGAGAUGGAGGCAGAACAAAAUAAGAGGUAGUCAGCAUGGAAUGUCAGUCCAGGACUCUUCAUUGAGUAACUAAAAAGUAGGUGCUAGAUGAUGAAAUUUCUCUUCUGAAGGCUUUGUGACAAAGUAGUCUCCAGUUAUGGCUUUGCCAUCAGGAUGGUGGAUUUUCUCCCUGGUCCUCAUUGAAGCAACGGCAUCUCUGGCUGCAAACUACCCGUAUGUUUACUACAGAAGAAUUUGUCACAGGCCUCACUGUUACCACAGCUAUCAUGGCUACAACACUGGCUACUUGCCUGCUGCAGAUAUAGAUGAAUGCCAGGUCCAUAACGGAGGCUGCCAGCACAGAUGUAUUAACACCAGAGGCUCGUACUAUUGUGAAUGUCACCCUGGCUCCAGGCUUCAUGUGGACGGUCGCACCUGCCUCACCGUGUACUCAUGCGCUGUCCGCAACGGAGGAUGCGAACACUACUGUCUGCAGCAGUCGGCUUCACAUUUUCGCUGCCGCUGCAAGCCAAACUACGUGGUGGCAGAGGACGGCAAGCACUGUAAAUUGCAGAAUCCUUGUGCAGAUCAGAAUGGAGGCUGCAUGCAUGAGUGUCGAGUUGAUGGAGGAAAGCCUUUCUGUGAUUGCAAACGUGGCUAUCUGCUGGCUGAGGAUGGGAAAACCUGUGAAGAUGUCGACGAGUGUAAAACAGAGGAAACCAACUGUGCUCAUGGCUGCCGCAACACUCUGGGCUCCUAUGCUUGUGUUUGCAACACUGCCUAUGAGCUGGGCUCUGACGGGAAACAGUGUUACAGAAUUGAGAUGGAGAUUGUGAACAGCUGUGAGAGCAACAACGGUGGAUGUUCUCAUCACUGCCAGCAUUCGACCAGCGGGCCGAUGUGCACCUGUAACCAUGGUUACCGGCUCAAUGAUGACCUAAAAACCUGUGUUGAUGUUGAUGAGUGUGGAGAACAGACCUCCUGUUGUGACCAGGACUGCACCAACUACCCCGGGGGUUAUGAAUGCUACUGCUCAGCAGGAUACAGACUCAAUGCAGAUGGAUGUAGCUGUGACGAUGUAGACGAGUGUCUGGCUGCUAAUGGUGGCUGUGACCACACAUGCCAGAAUACUGCUGGUUCCUUCCAGUGCUUCUGUCACCGGGGUUACCAACUGGACGAGGACAGGCGCUCCUGCAUCCCUCUGGCAGGUGCAGUUGAGUCCCUCUCCAGCGGAGGCGCCAUCGAGCUGUCCCUCAUUCAUCCCCAGCUCACCUUGCUCCGCGACUACGACCAACCCCUGCAGCGUUACGACGACUACGAAGAUGAUGAUGGGGAGCUGAGGGCUGAGAGCAGCCUGGCAGAAAAAUUUGUGUGUCUGGACGACACCUUCGGCAGCGACUGCAGCCUGACCUGUGAUGACUGCACUAAUGGGGGAAUAUGCAAUAUUUGGAAAAACGGCUGCGACUGUCCAGAUGGAUGGACGGGAAUCAUCUGCAAUCAGACCUGUCCUGCGGGGCAUUUUGGAAAAAACUGCUCGUUUUCCUGUAAGUGUAAAAACGGAGCCAGCUGCGAUUCGGUCAGCGGGAGCUGCCGCUGCCCUCCUGGUGUGACUGGAGAUUUGUGUCAGGAUGGUUGUCCUAAAGGUUUCUAUGGGAAGCAGUGCAACAAGAAGUGCAACUGUGCAAACAACGGCCGCUGCCACCGAACCUACGGAGCCUGUCUGUGUGAAGCCGGACUGUAUGGACGCUUCUGUCAUCUUCCAUGUCCUAAGUGGACCUUCGGAGCUGGCUGCUCUCAGGAGUGCCAGUGUGACCAGAAAAAGACAAAGGACUGUCAUCGCCACCAUGGCACCUGUAUCUGCAAACCUGGUUACCACGGCAACACCUGCAACGAAAGUUGUAAAACUGGUACUUUUGGACUCGGCUGUGAGCAGAAGUGUGUCUGUCCACCUGGAGCGUCCUGUGAUCAUGUGACUGGAGCGUGCCAACGAAAAUGCCCCGCUGGACGUCAUGGGGAGAAAUGUGAGCAAGAGUGUCCAGAGGGAAUGUUUGGACCUGGCUGCGUCCAGCAGUGUAACUGCACCGGGGCACCAUGUGACAAAGAGACAGGACAAUGCCACUGUCAAGCUGGGACGCAUGGAGAGCACUGUGAAAACUUGUGUCCAGAGGGUUCUUGGGGUCCCGGCUGCAGGGAAACCUGCCCUGCUUGUGAGAACGGGGGUUCCUGUGAUAAACACAACGGGUCCUGCAGCUGCCCGCAUGGAUACAUGGGAACACUCUGCCAAACCUCUUGCCCAAGUGGACGUUUUGGUCUGAGAUGCCAGAUGAAAUGUGUGUGUGAGAACAACGGUCACUGUGACCCAGAGAAUGGACAGUGUACCUGCGCUCCUGGAUGGACUGGACACGACUGCAGAAAAGUUUGUGAUGCAGGGCACUGGGGCGCCGACUGUGCAGAAACGUGCGACUGCAGAAAUGGAGACGGAAGCUGUGACGGUGUGACGGGCCGGUGUAACUGUGAAGCAGGAUUCACUGGACCAACCUGCCAGCAGAAGUGCCCAGCAGGUCUGUUCGGUCUGAGUUGUCGUCAUCUCUGUCAGUGUGAAAAUGAAGCCCUGUGUGACCAUGUGAGCGGAGCUUGCACGUGCCAGGUGGGAUGGACGGGUUCCUUCUGUGAAAAACCGUGUCCUCAGGGUUUCUACGGUCUGGACUGCCAGGAGAAGUGUUUCUGUCAGAACGGUGGGAGUUGCGAUCACGUCAGCGGCGUUUGUUCCUGUCCUGCAGGCUGGAUCGGCCCAUUCUGCAAUCUGACGUGCCUGACUGGUUUCUAUGGGCCGGGAUGUAACCAAACCUGUGGCUGUCGCAACGGCGGCAUCUGCCACCCGGCCGGUGGCCAGUGCUCAUGUAUGCCGGGCUGGACCGGACCCAACUGCACAGAAGAAUGCCCGGCUGGGUUUUUUGGGGCAGACUGUCAGCAGGUCUGCUUGUGCCAGAAUGGAGCCACUUGCAACAAAACUGAUGGAAAAUGUUCAUGUCCAGCUGGAUGGACGGGUGCGGCCUGCGAACUGGAAUGCACAGCGGGCCGUUUUGGGGCAGACUGCCAGCAGCGGUGUGAAUGUGAGAACGGCGGCGUGUGCGACAGCCAGGCAGGCCGGUGCAGCUGCAGAGCCGGUUGGGUUGGAGAGCGCUGUGAGAAAGAGUGUGAAGCAGGCCUGUACGGGGCUGGCUGCACUGAGCGCUGCCGCUGUGUGCACGGGGUUUCCUGUCAUCACGUGACCGGGGAGUGCCGAUGUUCUCCAGGCUGGAGGGGAAAGCUCUGUGACAAAGCAUGUUUGCCUGGUACAUUCGGUGAAGGCUGCAUGCAGCGCUGCCGCUGUGCACAGGAAACUUCCUGCCACCACGUCUCUGGAGAGUGCGGCUGUCCUUCUGGAUUUACCGGCAACGGCUGUGAACAGACUUGUAUUCCAGGAUUGUUUGGGCCAAACUGUAACCAGGUCUGUCAGUGCUCAGAGACGAACCAGCUCUGCCAUCCGGUGUCUGGAUCCUGUUACUGCGCCCCAGGUUUCCACGGCUCCAAAUGUGACCAAAGCUGUGAAGAGGGUCGCUAUGGUCCCGACUGUCAGAAAGAGUGUCGGUGUGAAAACGGAGGAAGGUGUGUCCCUUCAACUGGAAGCUGUGAAUGUCCAGCUGGGUUCAUUGGCCCGAGCUGCAACAUCACGUGUCCAGUCGGGCGCUAUGGUGUCGACUGCAACCGUGUGGCUGUGUGUGGAGACGGAGCCCAGAGUGACCCCGUCACAGGUCGCUGUGUGUGCAUCCCUGGACGCAGAGGAGAGGACUGUGGACAAAGCUGCCCUCCCGGCUGGUUUGGGGAAUAUUGCACUCAACGCUGUAACUGCAGUAACGGAGGAUUGUGCGACUCUGCGACAGGCAACUGCACCUGCGGUCUGGGCUGGACUGGGGAACGCUGCAACAUUGAGUGUCCCGUAGGCCGAUUCGGUGCAAACUGUCAGCUGAAAUGUAGCUGUCAAAAUAACGGCUCCUGUGACAAAGUGACGGGAACGUGUCGCUGCGGAUCGGGCUACUAUGGACAUCUGUGUGAACACGUCUGCCCUCCUGGUUUCCACGGUCCGCUGUGUCAGCUGCAGUGUGACUGCAUGAACGGCGCCACCUGUCACCCCGUGUCGGGCCACUGCAUCUGUCCUCCAGGACAUCAUGGAGCCCACUGCCACAGAGUGUGUGAGCCGGGGAGGUACGGUCAAGGCUGUGUCGGGGUGUGUGACUGCGAAGACGGUUCCCCGUGUGAUCCUGUGACUGGAAGAUGCAUCUGUCCCUCCGGGAAGACAGGCGCCAGAUGUGAUAUUGACUGCAGAGGCGAUCAUUAUGGGCCAGACUGCGCAGAGACCUGCGAGUGUAAGAACGGGGCGCAGUGCGACCGACGCAACGGCCGCUGUCUCUGUGCUCACAGCUGGCUCGGACUCUCCUGUCAGGAAGGUGGACCCCCACUCUACAGCUAUGGAAGCAGCAGAGCGAACUCGCAGCACAACUCAUUAUAACAGCUCCACGGAGCUGGAAAACUGAAACUGGGACAGACGAACGAUGAAAUGAAAAAGUCUGACGAGACGCAGCAGCAGCAGCAGCAACCAUAGAGACUCUGAAGAGAAGUGCAGCUGAAAACAAGGUUACAUCCUAGAUCUGUGGAAUAACGGUGACAAUAUUUCCACAAGCAGAGUGCAGCGUCAGGACAUUGUUGCCUUCAGUGGCUUCCAGUGAUGUCUUUUAACAUAAGUUUUCACAGGUACUGUAUAUCAACCUUCCCAGAAGUCAGCAUUGUUGCCCUUGUCAAUGAACGUGUUGUUAGUAAAACAGCAGUAUUUAUACACCCCAGACUUUUUCCACAUUCUGUCACUUUAGAACCACAAGUUAGAGAUUUAGGCAAUAGAUCAAUACAAUACAGUGUUCAUUUGGAUUCAGCCUGAAUUAAUACUCUAACUGUGUUAAAGAGUAACAAUGGGCAUAUUGGCAGCUUCUGACUGAUGCUCUCCUUGCUGUCAACCCUUAGCAGAUUUGAAGCUCUUGAUUUUUUACAAUGAAAUAUCUCCUUACAACCAAGUAACUUGAAUUAACUCAGCAAAUGAAAAUGUAAGUGUAGUACUGGCAUUUUACAGAUGUUGAAUUCAAAAUAACAUUUCUCAUCUAAAGGAGGAAAUGUAACAAAUUCAAAUGUAGGUAAUUAAUCAGCAAAUUAGGAAAAAAAAUAUAUGCAUAACUGGGAAUAACUCAGGCCACUGGAUGGCAGCGAUAUGCUUUAAAUACCAUUUUUUGUUCAUGUGGAAAAUGCACCGACCAGCAUCAGUGAGAUUUGUACAUCUGGGCUCCAUUAACUGCAGCAGUCUAUCAGUGACUCUCCAGAAAAACUCUGCUGACCUGUCUGCUGUGUUCCUCCGUCUCUCAUGAUACUCUUAUUAGAUGCUGUCCAGAAGGUGACUCAAUUUAUUAGAUCACUUCUAACAACAACUUGCUGCACUGCAAUUUAUUUAGAGUUGCAGUAUAUUAAAACUUGUGGUUGCAAUCUGACAAAAUGUGGAAAUGUUAAAUAUAGAUACUUUUGCAAGGCCCUGUACGUACCUCAGUCAAAUAAUGUGAUACUCCAGUUCAUGAAAUGUUGGACGUCUGAGUUCUUUCUAGUCAAGUGACAUUAAAUGAAGCAGCAUUCAUGUGCAAAUCUGACAAACGUUGCUCUUUGUUAUUUUAAUAGAUUUUGUGUAUAAAUGGUUUUGUAUUUAUAUUUCAUAUGGUUGUUUUUACAGCUGAACAAGGUGAGAAAUAAAGAUGCACACUCAG
Molecule: messenger RNA, 6500 nt
Organism: Gambusia affinis (western mosquitofish)
Lineage: Eukaryota; Metazoa; Chordata; Actinopteri; Cyprinodontiformes; Poeciliidae
Gene: megf6b
Product: multiple EGF-like-domains 6b
Exons: 34
Coding region: 821-5212 (1463 amino acids)
Molecular function (GO): scavenger receptor activity; protein binding; calcium ion binding
Source: RefSeq, a predicted model, not a curated record